GCACCCACUCGCUCUCCGCAGGUGUGCAUCGUGCAGAAGUGCGACACGAAGCAGAUGUUCGCCAUGAAAUACAUGAACAAGGCUCAGUGCGAGGCCAGGGAGGCGCUAAGUAAUGUGUUCAGGGAGAUCGAAAUACUCGCCAGCCUCAAUCAUCCAUUCCUCGUCAACCUCUGGUUCAGUUUCCAAGAUUCCGAGGAUAUGUUCAUGGUAGUAGACCUGUUACUGGGCGGUGACCUGCGUUACCACGUCCAGCAAGGCGUCCAGUUCACUGACCAGGCUGUCAGACUCUAUAUCUUAGAAGUGGCUUCUGCCCUCUCCUACCUCCACGCCAGGCAUAUCAUCCAUAGAGACAUCAAACCUGAUAACUUGCUUCUGGACGAAGAAGGUCACGUCCAUCUGACUGACUUCAACAUCGCUACUGUCUUGAGACCAGGUCAACUCGCCACGUCGAUGUCGGGCACCAAGCCCUAUAUGGCGCCGGAAGUGUUUGAGUGUGUGGCGGACACGUGCGAGGGUUACUCCUAUCAGGUAGACUGGUGGUCGCUCGGGGUCACCGCCUACGAAGUGCGGAGGGGCAAGAGGCCCUUCGACAUCCACUCCAACACUUCCCUUCAUGACAUCCGCCGCAUCUUCCAGCAGGCACCCACCUUCCCUUCCUCCUGCCACACUGGACUCGUACAUGUCAUCUCCAAGCUGUUGACGGUGAGUGUGGAGAAGCGUAUCCAGUGUUUAGAUCAACUGAUGCAGCUUCCCUACGCUGCUACCAUCACUGCUGACGACGUCAUCAAGAAGAGAGUCAAGCCUGUCUUCACACCGCCGAAGGACCACCUAAACUGUGAUCCAACCUUCGAGUUGGAAGAGAUGAUCAUAGAGUCUAGACCUCUACACAAGAAGAAGAAAAGACUCUCGAAACAAAAAAGCAUCAGGGAGACGCAGAGUUCUAUAUCCGGCACCACUGAAGGGGAAGCCGUCGUGUACGAGAGGAUGCUGGUGUUUAACAGAGAACUGGAGGAGAAGAAGAGAGAAAGAGAGAAGAGAGAAGCAGAGUGGCAGGCAGAACUAGAAGAGAGUAUGAAACUUUCUGACCCUACGGGUCACGGUAAGAAGUAG
This is a messenger RNA of Cherax quadricarinatus, 1110 nucleotides long. Lineage: Eukaryota; Metazoa; Arthropoda; Malacostraca; Decapoda; Parastacidae. The record is from RefSeq and is a predicted model, not a curated record.